ACACGAAUCACUCAACCUGAGAUGGUGAAACGAAAUUUAAUGUGACCUGAAGAAUGAAAUGGCACCUUUUCCAUUCAUAAAACUAGGAUAUCUUGCGAUUAGGCAAAUUAGUAAACCUAUUGCAAAUGCUAUUAAAAGAAGGGCCAAAACUCAUCCAUUUUUCAGAAAAUAUAUUUGCAUGCCACCCGCUCAGUUUUAUCACUGGUGUGAGGUAAACAUACAACUUCGACUCAUGGGAUUAGGGAAACCUAAGAAUUUUCAAAGAAUAACAGACAAAGAUGCUAUUGAGCUUGGUGGUGAGAUGCUUGGUGAAUUCAUUGUAUUUGGAAUGGCUUGUCUUGUUGUUGUAGCAGAAUAUACAAGGGGUGCUAGGAAAGAAGCAGCCAAAGAGGAAAGUCUCAGACAAGAAAAAGAAACUAUCAAUUUAAAACUGGAACAAUUGUUUAGUAUAACAGAGGUUCAAGAAAAUCAGAUCAGAGAACUGCAGAGAUGUGUAGAUAAUUUGACUUUAGAGAAAGAGAAGACUUCUGAAAAAUCUAAUAGUACUAAUAGUAGUUUAAAGAAAAGACCUCUAGGAUAACAAAAUAGACAUUAAUGUAAAAUGUGAAAACUAGGAUUUGUAUGAAUGUACUUUCUGAUUUCUAAUGGCCAUCUUAAUUGUUUAUACACACUUCCCAUAUAUGUACAAUCUCAGUAUAUUAUUGUUUAGAUUUCAGCCUGUAAUAGAGAUCGUUUUGUUGAACUGUGGUAUUUAUAUUGAAAUAAUACAAUUCAAUACACAUUAUUGAAAUAAUAGAACUCCACAUGCAGUAUUGUUUUAUUACAAUUGUUUCUUGCAAUGAUAUUUUCAGAGCAAAGUACAUAAUGUUAGCUAGCAUUUCAUAAAAAAUGUAAUAUUAAUAUCUACCUACAAAAAUAAAUUGUAUACAGAGAAAUUAUUGUCAGAACAAAAAAAGAAAAAUAACUCCACAGUCCCGCGUAGGCAUAUUUAAUAAAGGAA
Molecule: messenger RNA, 1000 nt
Organism: Biomphalaria glabrata
Lineage: Eukaryota; Metazoa; Mollusca; Gastropoda; Planorbidae
Product: putative OPA3-like protein CG13603
Biological process (GO): regulation of lipid metabolic process
Cellular component (GO): mitochondrion
Source: RefSeq, a predicted model, not a curated record